Molecule: messenger RNA, 1142 nt
Organism: Camellia sinensis
Lineage: Eukaryota; Viridiplantae; Streptophyta; Magnoliopsida; Ericales; Theaceae
Source: RefSeq, a predicted model, not a curated record
AGACAGUGAAAGUUGUGGAAGUCAAAGAAGAAGCAGUGGCAUUGGUUGAUGAUGAUUGGGUAAGUGGUGAGGUAGUACUAGUAGGAGGAGAAGGAGGUGGUUGUGGUGAUUCCAUGCCAUGUUCACCACCAAUCUCAUCAGCCCCAAAACCCAUGGUGGGAUUGCAUGAAACAGGACCAUCUCCAUUUCUGAAGAAGACCUUUCACAUGGUGGAAGACCCUGAUACUGACAUCAUCAUUUCAUGGACUGCCUCUCAAAAAAGCUUUGUAGUCUGGGGUCAUCGCCAGUUCUCUACCAAUCUCUUGCCCAAAUACUUCAAGCACAACAAUUUCUCAAGCUUUAUUCGCCAACUUAACACUUAUGGUUUUAAGAAGAUUGAUUCAGACAUAUGGGAAUUUGCCAAUGAAGCGUUUCAAGGAGGGAAAAAACAUUUGUUGAAAAACAAAAAGAGGAGAAAACAUAACCCCCAAAAUGUGCAGCAACAAGGAGUCAUGAGACCCUUUCUCAAUUCAGCCAAUUUCGGAAUCGAGACUGAGCUUGAAAAACUAAGGAAUGAUAGGAUGAAAAUGAAAAUGGAAAUCAUGAAACUGAAACAACAACAAGAGAACACAGAGAGUUACUUGGCCGCGGUUAAGGAGCGAAUAGGAAACACCGUGUAUAAGCAACAACAUAUACUGAUAUUCAUGGCCAAAGCAUUCUCAAUCCCGGCCUUGCUCCAUCAAUUCAUCCAUCUUAUGAGGCUGAAAAAAGAACUGUGCAAUGGCCAAAUCGCGAACAAACGGAGAUUGGCAGCCACCCCACAAAGCAAUGAGGACCAAGUAACCAAUAAGAAUCAGGAGCAAGUGGAAAGACUAUUCUCUGCUUCGUUGGACGUUGAAAGUAGUCCGAGUCAGGACCAAAAGAUUAAUGCGGCUCCUGGACCAAUGAGUCCGAAUUUGAGCUCUGAGAAUUGUAUCUUGUGGGAGAAACUAUUGGAGGAUGAAUUGAUUUAUGAGAAUGGAUCAGCUCAAGUUGAAGCAGAGUUGGUCCAACACCAAUCCAAGAUUGUUCUUCAAUUGGAGAAUUUAAUAGCCAAGCCACCAGAUUGGGCUUUUUAUGUGAAGGACUUGGGGGAGCAAGUGAGCUGUCUUGAAUCAAAGUAG